AUGACAACCUACACCAAUUACAUGAUCAUGGUCAUUCCUCAUGCGGUUAAAAGAGUCGAUCCAAAGUUAUUUAUUCAGUUGAAACAACUUCUAGAUUUUGGGACCACUUAUGAGUCUAUGUCAAAGUUGCCUGGUCGAACAGAUAAUGAGAUAAAGAAUUUUUGGAACGUAAGACGUAAGAAAUUGAAACGACUUGGUUUACCAGUUUACCCUGAUAAAGUUCGAAAGCAGGCGAUAAGUACAGCAUUACGAAAUGGUCUAAAGAUUGAUUUAUUGGAUGCUCAAGACUUGUUGAUGGUAGAUAACGUCGAGAAACCUGACGCGGCACUCAAUAACUUGCCACUCAAUCAAUGUUCUCCAUACUACCAGUCAAUGCUUGCCAAUGUUCAGCCUAGGGAACCAGAAACCACAUUUCCUUUCACAAAUGGGUAUGUCAUGAACGAGCAAAACCCUAACCUCUUGAAUUAUCUUUCCGUGGAUAGCACUCAAGAACAAUUACCUGACAGCCAUUUGUUUGGCAAUGCUACAUGUUCUUCUCCUCCUAUGCCUCUCAUUCACGGGGUUGGGAACUUGGAGCUCCCUUCAUUCCAAGGAUUUAAUGCUCAUGAAGAGCCUAGCAGUUUUGGAGCAGAACAAUAUAACCCAAUGAUGAAUCUUGAGUCACACAACACUUUGGUUCAGCCCCCUAUAGGCCAUUCACCAACAGAUUUCCCAUCAUCAUUCUAUGAUGAAUUGUUGGAAUCACUUGUUUAUGGUUCAGUAGGAGAAAUACCGAAGACCGAUACCAGCUCGGAGCUCCCACCCUUUCCGUCCUCUCUACUUAGCCAUACCGAGGUUACACCACCCAUUGCAAACACAAUUGAUUUGGGUUUUGUUGGUUCAACUUCUUCAGUUGAGAGAAACACAACAAAUGAUGACGAUUGGAUAAGAGAACUUCUCGAUGAUGAUACUUAUAACACCAUGUAGAAGAGGUAUCUUUGGAAGGUAUAAUGCAUAAAGGAUAUUUUUCUUG
Molecule: messenger RNA, 1012 nt
Organism: Arabidopsis arenosa
Lineage: Eukaryota; Viridiplantae; Streptophyta; Magnoliopsida; Brassicales; Brassicaceae
Source: the annotation of a GenBank genome assembly